AUGUCACUGGCGGUAUGUCGAGAUCGUCUCACAGGAUCUGAUGCUCCGGAGCAACUCUGCGAUGCAUCCAGUAAGCCCCAGGCUUCAGUAGUGAGAUGCAAUACUCAUCCGUGUCCUUUCAAAUGGUAUGUGGGUGAGUGGUCGUCUUGCAGCGUGACAUGUGGUGGCGGUGUGCGCUCGCGUCGAGUCCUUUGUGCAAGAUCAGCUAACGUCACGAAAACUGAUACAUAUGAACCCGGAUCGAGUAUUGAGCCAGGGUGUGUCUCUCCAUCUCCGAGAUCAACACAACCUUGUAAUCAAGAAGAAUGUCCAAUUUGGGUUGCUGGGCCUUGGUCAGGGUGCUCAGUAUCCUGUGGCGAAGGGGUACAAGUUCGUGGCGUGGAGUGCACUCCGGCUGGUGGAGGGUGUGAUCCAGUGUCCAGACCAGAAAUAUCCCGACCGUGCUCUACGGGAAUCAGUUGCCCAGCUUAUCGAGAAUCUGAUGAACCUGAAGAUGAGAUAGAAGAUUUACUACCAGGCGUAGUAUACCAUACUCAGCCACUCAUCCAGCAAUAUCCACCGCAACCAGCUAAGGCUGAACGGCUGAUUGGUGAACCUGAUGUGCCAGUAGAGGCCACUUACAUCAAAGACGACGAUUGGACUCCCUGUAGUGUUACAUGCGGAGAAGGAUGGAGAAAGAAAGAAGUUCACUGCAAGAUUUUCUUAGAAUUUAGCAGAACUAUUGCUAAGUUACCUGAUAGCAAGUGCUUGGGUCCUAAACCUGCUGAAGAAACUGAACGAUGUGUCAUGGAACCAUGUUCUAUGGCUUACGGAUCUUCCUUCGGAGAUUCAAGUGUGCCAUCGUAUAGUGGUGGUGACAGGUAA
Molecule: messenger RNA, 864 nt
Organism: Arctia plantaginis
Lineage: Eukaryota; Metazoa; Arthropoda; Insecta; Lepidoptera; Erebidae
Source: the annotation of a GenBank genome assembly